Molecule: messenger RNA, 2795 nt
Organism: Pistacia vera
Lineage: Eukaryota; Viridiplantae; Streptophyta; Magnoliopsida; Sapindales; Anacardiaceae
Product: cysteine-rich receptor-like protein kinase 19
Exons: 7
Coding region: 121-2469 (782 amino acids)
Biological process (GO): protein phosphorylation; carbohydrate metabolic process
Molecular function (GO): chitin binding; protein kinase activity; ATP binding
Source: RefSeq, a predicted model, not a curated record
UUUGCUAAUGUUGAAGUUUCCACCUUCAAUCAUGGCCGCAACAAAUUUAACAGAGCCUUCUUCGCCACACUUGAUAAACAUAUACAAGUAACAAGGCUAAAAGAUAAAAAGUUCUUUCAAAUGGUGGCCAAGAUUAUCAACAUUGUUAUUUUCUAUAUUUUCUUCUCUACACCAUUGCGCCCUUCAGUAGCGCAAACCAAUUGGAUCAGGGUUGGUUAUUACCGUCCAUCAAAUGAGUUCCCGAUCUCGGACAUAAAUUUUACUCUCUUCACUCACAUAAUUUGUGCUUUUGCUGCUGUGAAUUCCACCUCCUACCAACUCUCUUUAUCGCCAGCUGACCAAGAACAUUUCUCCACCUUCACACAUACUGUCAAACAAAACAACUCAUCGGUCACCACAUUGCUAUCUAUUGGGGGUGAAAACGGAAAUAAUUCUACCUUUUCUUCCAUGGUAAGCAAUCCUUCUCUCAGAAAAUCCUUCAUCGAUUCCUCGAUAAAAAUAGCGAGACUUUACAGUUUUCAAGGCCUAGAUUUCGCUUGGCAAUAUCCAGCCACAAGCGGUGAUAUGUUCAAUAUGGGAGUUCUGUUUAAAGAGUGGAGGGCUGCCGUUGAUUUAGAGGCAAGAAACUCGAAAUACUCGCAACUGAUCUUGACAGCAAAAGUUAGAUAUUCAACAUUGGUAUCUUUACAAGGUUACCCUGUACAGAUGAUACAACAGAAUUUGAAUUGGGUCCAUGUUGUUUCUAGUAAUUACACCCAACCUCUUUCGACCAACCUUACGAGCGCUCAUGCAGCUUUGUAUGACCCAAGUAGUUAUCUUAAUACGGAUUAUGGCAUAAGGGAUUGGAUCACUGGAGGAUUAUCAGCUAAUAAAUUGGUUUUGAGUUUGCCUUUCUAUGGCUUCGCGUGGACGCUUGAGAACCCUAUAAACAAUGGUAUUGGUGCGCCAGCAAAGGGACCAGCUGUUGAUGGAACUGGAUUUCUUACAUACAAAGAAAUCAAGAAUUACGCAAAGCGAAAUGGUCCGGAUGUUCAUGUUUUGUACAACUCAACUAAUGUGGUUAAUUACUGGACAAAGGGAACAACUUGGAUUGGGUUUGAUGAUGUUGAAGCUGUUAGGGGUAAGGUUGCUUAUGCCCAAAAGAAGAAGCUACUUGGCUACUCUGUAUGGGAGGUUUCCUAUGAUGAUAAUUGGGUACUUUCUCGAGCUGCAGCUGCGGUGCGUAUUAAUGAUUCUUCGGUUCAAGAGGAUAGUAAACAGGGGCAACAUAAGAGAAGUUUGUCAGUAAUCCUUUUGUCUACUGCAGCAGCUGUUAUUCUUCUACUAGGAAUAUUUGUAGUGUGUUUCUGCUGGAGGAAAAAGCUCAUAUUAAAAUGGACGGUGGACUCCACUAAACAACCCAAAGAUAAAGUAAUUACAGGAGUAGGAGGUGUAGAUUUUAAUAGCAAUAUUCCUGAUCUUGUAGAAUAUACUUUGGCUGAUAUUGAGGCAGCUACCAACGGAUUUUCAAUUAAACAAAAGCUUGGACAGGGUGGAUAUGGCCCUGUUUACAAGGGUGUACUACCAAGUGGACAGGAAAUAGCUGUGAAGAAACUUGCACAAACCUCCUCUCAAGGAUAUGAGGAAUUCAAGAAUGAGGUUACGCUUACAGCAAGGCUACAACAUGUAAAUCUUGUUCGAGUUUUGGGGUUUUGCAUUGAUAAAGAAGAAAAGAUACUUGUCUACGAAUACAUGCCCAACAAAAGCUUAGACUAUUACCUUUUUGAUCCUGUUAGACUAUAUAUUUUGGAUUGGGAAAAACGUAUUCAAAUAAUUGAAGGGAUUACUCAAGGGCUUGUGUAUCUUCAAGAAUACUCAAGAUUGACUAUUAUUCAUCGAGAUAUAAAAGUUAGUAAUGUCUUACUAGAUAGAGAUAUGAAGGCAAAAAUAUCAGAUUUUGGUAUGGCUAGAAUAUUUACAAAAGAUGAUCUUGAAGUAAACACAGACCGUAUUGUCGGAACACUUGGUUAUGUUCCUCCUGAAUAUGUUAGAAGAGGUAUAUACUCAACUAAAUCCGAUGUUUAUAGUUUUGGAGUUCUACUUCUACAGAUCAUAAGUGGCAAAAGGAUUUCCCAUUUAUAUGGUCCAAGUGAAAGUUUGACCCUUCUGGACUAUGCAUAUGAGCUAUGGAUUAAUGGUAAAGCCAUGGAAUUUAUGGAUGAAUCACUAGAUGAUACAUCUUCGUCAUGUAAAUUAGUGAGAUGCUUGCAUAUAGCUCUCUUAUGUGUCCAAGAAAACCCGAGUGAUAGACCGUCUAUGUUGGAAAUUUUCACUAUGCUCAAAACUGAAACUAUAGACAUGAUGAUUCCAAAGAAGCCUGCUUUCUCGAAACGCAGUGGAAGAAACAAAUCCGUAGUGCAGUUGGAAGGUCAUUCAGGGAGCACUUCAUCAAUUAAUGAUGUCACAAUUACAAAUUUGGCAGCUAGAUGAAUUGCAGAAUGCACCUUAAGAAAUUGAAAAUGUGUAUACCUGGAAUUCUUGCAAGCUAGACAUGUUUCAUAGGUGUAGUUUUGUAAUACUCAGUUCAUCAAUUAAUUUCCAACCAAAAAUUAUUUCAGAAGCCUGCUUUCUCAAAAGAAGCUGAUUAAGAUGAACAAAGUAGAUGGACAUUUAAUGAUGCAACUGUUUCAGAAGUUGUAGUUAGAUGAUUAUAGGCUUUUGCAAUACCAAACGCGGUGAUUCUGUUCGCUUGAAGACAAUAUUGACUUCACAAAUGUUCAAUUAAAUUGUAUGCAAUUUUUUUUCAAUUGGGUUAA